UUAUAUGUUUUAUUGAAGUUCAUUGAUUUCCUUUGCAGUAGAAACCAUGAUCGAGAAAAGUAUAUCAAUCAACUUCAAGAAACCAAUCAGCUGCACAAUUGGUUGAAGAAGAAUUCACCAUCGAAAAGAGGAAAAAGAAAACCAACUACGUUGUUGACGACAACGCCGCACAACUGUGGAUUUAUUUGUUGUCUUUCAUCUAUCGAUCCGAUGAUCACCGGACCAAUUGCAAUGUGCGCAAGCCACAAGCCCCGGCAGUCCCUUCCAGGAAGGUUUGGUGCAUCGCUCGGGAGAACGAGGAGAGCCAGAACUGCUGUAGCYGUCGUCGCUACGGUAUUGACGGCAUCGGCAACCGUUUCUGUGUCGGCCUUCGCUGGCACCGGCCUACAACGAAGGACGCGUCCGUCGCUCCGCACCGAUAUUCUCCGCAUCCCGGGAGCGCAACAAAGAACUCGGCGCUUUCGCAACGGGGCUGUUCUUUCCGGAAACGUUGGUGCCAUCCGUUGCGGUGAAAGCAUUAGGAGCAGCAGAACAAGAGUCGAUGGCGCAUCGAAAAAUCUAUGGUCCAUCCAGGAUUGCUUGGAGCAAUGGAACUCGCUGGACGGGAAUACGAGUACUGCCACGAAGGAUGGGGAAGGUGCCGGAACGCAGCAGGAGCAACGACAGCAACGGAUUGUAUUCGUGGAUGCCACCUGGUACCACAAAGGAGAGAGAAACGGACGUGACGAAUUCGAGGCCGGGCCGCGGCUCCCCGGUGCCUUCCACUGGGACAUUGGCGAUCUCGCCACCACCGSGGAAUUGUUUCCCGAAGACAAUCCAAAGGGCCUCAAGAACGUAUUUCCACCCGAGUGGUUGGUCGGCUCCGCGCUCGAGCGAAUGGGCGUUCUGCCGGACGCCACCACGGUCGGCAGYGGUGGUCCCGAUGCCACCGGCGGUCCCUCGCCCGCUGCUUCUCCCGUYACGCUUGUGGUAUACGGCCGGGACGGCACGCGCUUUGCUCCCCGCGUGUGGUACAUGCUCCAGAAGUACUACCGCGGUGGUCCCGUCCGGCUGCUCCAGGGGUCGCUGGAGGAGUGGAUCGAGCGGGGGGGACCGGUCGAUCGAGGACCACUGAAGGACUCCGAUGACGGCAGCGCGGUGCUGCAGGCACAKGAUCUGGCAGAAGGAUCGGAACCCCCGUCACUCCACCCCUGGAUCUCGUCCGAGGCGAGGAAUCGAUUGGUAGACAUGRCAUUCGUACUGGAGUGCUUGAAGGACGAGCAGCAGCAACAAGAAGGACAAAAGACGGACGCCAAUUUGCCCUCCGUGAUCAUUGACACCCGUGGAUCGUCCUUUGCCAAGAAGGGCCACAUCCCGGGCGCGGUCCACGUCCCGUACGCCUCCCUGACCCUUCCAGAGGAUUUCACCACGCUGAAAYCCAGGGAGGAGCUGGAGAAGGUGCUGAGAAAGGCCAUGGGAGACGARMRCUACGACCGGCUUGGGGAGCAACCCCCCCUUUUGACGUGCGGGACCGGCGUCUCGGUGUGCACCCUCGCGCUCGUCCUAGACGARCUGGGGCUUCCGGAACCGUGGAUCUACGACGGGAGCUGGAACGAAUGGGGRGGAGACCCCACCACGCCAAAGGCGGGGGUUCCCUGAUGUGUCGAAACCGCUGCGGGUGAAAUCGGGUUUGGUCGGUUCGAUUGGAUAUUGUCCUGUAUUCUGGUUUACGUUCGGUGAUAGGAUGUUGGUGUGGUGYUGCUUUCWCUGAACUAUGGUGAAAGUGCAUCGAACACGAAUCCGACUCACAUGCUUUGACAAGGCGAUUUGGAAAUUCAACUUGWUGUUUGUUAUAAACAACCAAGUCAAAU
Pseudo-nitzschia multistriata is the source of this 1850-nucleotide messenger RNA. The record is from the annotation of a GenBank genome assembly. NCBI's taxonomy places the organism in Eukaryota, Bacillariophyta, Bacillariophyceae, Bacillariales, Bacillariaceae.